UCCAGCGAGAGCAGCAGCACUCCCAUGGCAACCGCGCCACCAGUGGAAGCCUACACCACUCCACCUCCUGGUGACGCUGAAGUCUCUCGCAUGAGCACUCCAGCCACUGAAGACAGCAGGGCGACGGCGGCCGGCACCUCCAGCGAGCAAAGCUGUACUCCCGUGGCAGCUGCACCACCAGCCUGCCCCACUCCACCACCUGCUGACGCUGAAGUCUCUCGCAUGAGCACUCCAGCCACUGAAGACAGCAGGGCGACGGCGGCCGGCACCUCCAGCGAGCAAAGCUGUACUCCCGUGGCAGCUGCACCACCAGCCUGCCCCACUCCACCACCUGCUGACGCUGAAGUCUCUCGCAUGAGGAGACUUUCGGGAAGAGAGAAGGGCAGGAGGCUGCUGGAAGCAGCUCAGCAGUCACGAAUGUCAGAAAUGCGAGCCGUGCUGGCUGCAGGUGCGGACGUGGGGGCGACGGACAGCGACGGUUGGACCGCCCUGCACUGGGUGGCAAGAAACGGACAGGUGGAGAUGGCCAAGUGUCUACUGGCUGCAGGGGCAGACGUCGAGGCCAGGGGGCAGUGGAAAUGGACCGCCCUGUUCUGGGCAGCACGACAGGGGCAGGUGGAGGUGGCGAAGGCUUUGCUUUCCGCAGGGGCUGACCUGGAGGCGAGGGACAUCUGGCAGAACACGCCCCUGUUCCUGGCUGCAAUGACUGGACACACGGCUGCCGUGCGCUUUCUGGUGGCGUCCUGUGCCGACCCCAACGCCACGGAUGCGAAUGCGACGACUCCGCUGCACUGGGCAGCGUACAAUGGGCACGCAGAUGCAGCAGCUGCACUGUUGGAGGCAGGCGCCGACAAGGGGGCCAGGAACAGCUCUGGGCGCACCCCUCAGGAUAAUGCCAGGAAAUGGAACGACCGGCAGCUGAUAAACAUGCUUAGUUGAAGCUGGCACUCCAGAAAAAUGACUGUUGUGUAUAAACAGCUGCGUUUUUUAAAAAUAAAUUAUACAAAAAUAU
Messenger RNA from Schistocerca americana (American grasshopper), 1012 nucleotides. Its product is annotated as poly [ADP-ribose] polymerase tankyrase-1-like. The record is from RefSeq and is a predicted model, not a curated record. The transcript is spliced from 4 exons. Lineage: Eukaryota; Metazoa; Arthropoda; Insecta; Orthoptera; Acrididae. The coding region runs from base 25 to 939 and encodes 304 amino acids. Gene Ontology annotation, molecular function: protein binding.